GAGCACGUGGUGUUGAAAUCAAAACAAAACAGAAAAUCCAAUUAUCCUACCAAAUAGCAGAAACCAAGUAUUUAUUUUGAAAACAAUUGAAUUAGAAGUGGAAAAAUCAGUUUAAAUGGCUCGUAGACAAUGGACCGACCUAGAAAAAAUAUCUCUUUCCUCACCAAUUCUCGAAGUGAUUGAAAGUUUAGGUUUUGAGAAGACUACCCCGGUCCAAAGUGCUACAAUACCAUUACUACUUCAACGAAAAGAUGUCAGUGUCGAGGCAGUAACAGGAUCCGGUAAAACAUUAGCUUUUUUGGUGCCUAUGUUAGAGAUGUUACAACAUCGUCACACUGAGUCGCCCUGGACGUCCAAAGAAAUUGGUGCGUUAAUUAUAUCACCAACACGCGAACUUGCCUUCCAAAUAUCGGAAGUUUUGGACACAUUUUUGGAAAGAAAAGAGUUGAAUUUUUUACGUCAGAAGUUAGUCGUGGGUGGUAGCAGCAUAGAAGAAGACAUUUCGGCGAUUAAAAAAGACAGUCCUUGUAUUUUGGUAUGUACCCCAGGUCGAUUGGAGGAUUUAUUCGAGAGAAAGGGUGAUCUAAACCUUGCGGGCAGAGUAAAAAGUUUGGAGCUGCUUGUGCUGGAUGAAGCUGACCGAUUACUUGAUCUGGGUUUCAAAGCAACCAUCAACAACAUUCUUAGUUACUUGCCUAGACAACGACGUACUGGUCUAUUCUCCGCUACUCAAACACAAGAGCUAACAGAUCUUAUACGCGCCGGUCUUAGGAAUCCUGUUCGAGUUUCGGUUAAGGAAAAAUCCACUAUUAGUACACCAGUGAGGUUGCAGAAUUUUUACAAAGUCGUGCAACCUGAGGAAAAAUUUUUAGCUCUUCUACAUUUCUUACGUUCGCCGCUUACUUCUCGUGGAAAGGUUAUGGUUUUCUUUCCCACUUGCGCAUGUGUAGAAUAUUGGUUAACAGUCAUUACACAUUUUCUACCAAAACGUUGCAUACUGGGAAUUCAUGGCAAAAUGAAAAAUAAACGUAAAAAUACAGUGGAAAAAUUCAGACAGGUGGCGGACGCGGUGUUACUCUCUACCGAUGUAUUAGCACGUGGUCUAGAUGUGCCUGAAAUCGAUUGGGUGGUACAAUGGGAUCCGCCAGCAAGUGCAAGUAGUUUCGUACAUCGUGUGGGACGUACCGCACGGCAGGGCAAUGAAGGAAAUGCGCUAGUGUAUCUCCUACCCACCGAGGAUGCUUACAUUACUUUUCUAAAGAUAAAUCAAAAAGUUGAACUUAAUGAGCUGCAGGAUGUCAAUCACAAUGCCGAUGAACUGGAGCCAACUCUAGAGAAGUUUCAUAAACUACAAUUAAAGGAUAAGGAUAUUUUCGAUAAAGGAACCCGUGCCUUCGUAUCACACGUUCAGGCAUACACAAAGCAUGAGUGUAAUGCGAUUUUGCGUCUAAAAGAUUUGGACUUGGGAAGAGUUGCCACAGCAUAUGGCUUGCUUCAAAUGCCGCGCAUGCCAGAGUUGAAGAAUUGUGAAAAUACGAAUUUUAUUGGACCUAAAUGUGAUGUAGAUAUAACAAAAUUGAGCUAUAAAAAUCCACAAAAGGAAAAAAUACGACAAGAAAAACUCAAGGUCUAUGAAGAAAGUGGCGUAUGGCCAGGGAAGAAAAAAUUCAAGAAACGCACGGAAUCUUGGGAGCAAACCAAAAAGGCGAAAAUGGAUACGAAAACUAAAAAAGAACUUAGAAAAGCGAAGAAACAGCGAAAACUCGAAAGUGGAGCUGUGGGUGAUAAAGCAAAGAAAAGAAAACCGCAAUAUACACAAGAAGAGUUAGAUGAACUAGCAAACGAUAUACGGUUAUUCAAGAAACUGAAGAAAAAUAAAAUUUCCGAAGAGGAUUUUGAUAAAGAAAUGGGUAUUGAGGAUUAGGCAGACAUUAUUUCAAGUUGAACAUUAUUUCUAAGUAAAAAUCUGUUUUGUAAUUUAAUAAAGGUUUUACCACAGUU
This is a messenger RNA of Zeugodacus cucurbitae (melon fly), 2001 nucleotides long. Its product is annotated as probable ATP-dependent RNA helicase DDX55 homolog. The transcript is spliced from 4 exons. Gene Ontology annotation, molecular function: ATP binding; nucleic acid binding; RNA helicase activity. The record is from RefSeq and is a predicted model, not a curated record. The coding region runs from base 116 to 1924 and encodes 602 amino acids. Lineage: Eukaryota; Metazoa; Arthropoda; Insecta; Diptera; Tephritidae. Gene Ontology annotation, cellular component: nucleolus.